Molecule: messenger RNA, 2337 nt
Organism: Mustela erminea (ermine)
Lineage: Eukaryota; Metazoa; Chordata; Mammalia; Carnivora; Mustelidae
Gene: ZNF354C
Product: zinc finger protein 354C
Exons: 5
Coding region: 2-2068 (688 amino acids)
Biological process (GO): regulation of transcription by RNA polymerase II
Cellular component (GO): nucleus
Molecular function (GO): DNA-binding transcription activator activity, RNA polymerase II-specific; RNA polymerase II cis-regulatory region sequence-specific DNA binding
Source: RefSeq, a predicted model, not a curated record
CAUGCCGGGAGUGGUAGUCCCGGGGCUCGCGGGGUUGCGGGACGGCUCCAGGCCUUUCUCGGGCCGGUGGCGGAGGCGACCCUGGCUGCGCUGUGGCGGCCUGUCUGGGGCGGAGAUCUGCCGGGGGCCUCUUCCGCGCGGCGGUGGAGCCAGCGCCUGUACCGGGCUGGGUGGGGGGCGCGGCGUUGGGUUUGGGAGCGCGGAGCCGGGAGGGGCCGCGCGCGGACCCCGGGAGACGCGGCGCGGCCCGUGGGUCAGGGGCCAGUCCCCGCGGCCCCCGCUGCGGUGCGUUGCGGGCGUCGCAGGUCCGCGGGAGACGCGCGGGGAGGGAGCGCCCUGCCAGACCUACCCUGUCAGCGGUCUGCACUCCCUUGAUAGGAAAACUGAGAAGGAAAGAAUGGCCAUGGAUUUGCUGCCCACUAAGGUGACAGAGUCUGUGACAUUCAGGGACGUGGCCGUGCUCUUCAGCCAGGAUGAGUGGCUGCACCUGGACGCCACACAGAGAACCCUGUACCGGGAGGUGAUGCUGGAGAACUACGGCACCCUCGUCUCGCUGGGGAUUCCGUGCUCAACACCGAAGGUGAUCUGCCAAUUGCAACAAGGAGAAGACCCCUGCCUGGUGGAUAGGGAAUUUCCUCAAGAUGCUUCUCUAGGUCUCAAGGCUCAGAUGAAAAUGGAAGCCUUGCCUCCCAGACAAGGCAUUUCUAGAGAAGAAACAUCUCAGGGAAUAAUAAAGAAGAGGUCCAUUAAGUGUGGUGACUGGGACACCAAUUUUGGACAGACUUUUGAAUUUGAGAGCAGGACAGGACAGGAGCAGCAGAAGAAAUCUCUUAGGCAAAUGGUGACCUCCCACAAAAAAACCAUGAGUGGAGAAGUAAAGCAGACAAGUCUUGAAUUGGGGAAAGGCUUACUUAUAAAUACAAUUCUUGUUACACAGCAGAGUGUGCCUAUAGAAAAGAUACCCAAUAUCUAUUACACCUUUGGGAAAGAUUUUAAACAGAAUUUUGACCUAAUGAGAUGCUUCCAGAUUUACCCAGGAGAAAAACCUCAUACUUGUCAUGAAUGUGGGAAAAGCUUCACCCAGCGUCUCCAUCUGAUUGAACACCAGAGAAUUCACACUGGUGAGAAACCCUACAGAUGUGAUGAGUGCGGGAAAACCUUUAGCCAUAGAUCCUCCCUUCUUGCCCAUCAGAGAAUCCACACGGGAGAAAAACCUUACAAAUGUAAUGAAUGUGAGAAAGCGUUCAGCAGCAGUUCAACCCUGAUCAAGCAUCUGAGGGUACACACAGGAGAGAAACCCUAUCGCUGCAAGGAAUGUGGGAAAGCCUUCAGUCAGUGUUCUACUCUCACCGUACAUCAGAGAAUUCAUACCGGCGAGAAACUCUAUAAAUGUGCCGAAUGUGAGAAGGCCUUCAAUUGUAGAGCAAAACUUCAUAGACACCAAAGAAUCCACACAGGGGAGAAACCCUAUAAAUGCAGUGAAUGUGGGAAAGGUUACAGCCAGUUUGCAUCCCUGGCUGAACACCAGAGGCUUCAUACCGGGGAGCAGCUGUGUAAGUGCCUGGAAUGCGGGAGAACCUUCACACGUAUCUCAACCCUUCUCGAACACCAGCGAAUUCAUACUGGCCAGAAACCCUAUCAAUGUAACGAGUGUGGGAAAACCUUCAACCAGUAUUCCUCCUUCAAUGAACAUCGUAAAAUUCACACCGGGGAAAAGCUCUAUACUUGUGGAGAAUGUGGGAAAGCCUUUGGUUGCAAAUCCAACCUGUACAGGCAUCAGAGAAUUCACACGGGAGAGAAGCCCUACCAGUGUAAUCAAUGUGGGAAGGCCUUCAGCCAGUAUUCAUUCCUCACUGAACACGAGAGAAUCCAUACCGGGGAGAAACUCUACAAGUGUAUGGAGUGUGGGAAGGCCUAUAGUUACAGAUCAAACCUGUGCAGACACAAGAAAGUUCACACAAAAGAAAAACUCUAUAAAUGGAAGGACUAUGGGAAGCCAUUUAUCUACAGUUCUUCCCUUACUCAGUAUCAGAGAUUCCUUAGAGCAGAUAAGCCCGGUGAAGUUUAAUUCUUCUCUCAAAUAAUUCAAGACUCCUUAUUGGAGAAUAAUAAAUAGGGCACAGAUUCUGGAUUAGAUUUUUUUAUUUUUACUGAUGGAGAAAAUAUGCUAGUUCCCACUACGUCAUGGUGAAAUUGAUCAGUGGGAUUAUGAAGAGCACUGAUUUGUCGAAUUUUCUAAGUACCAUUAAAUGCUAAUAAGGUUUCUAAGAACAUAGACCUUUUUUUUUAGUUCAUGGAAAAAAACAUAAAAGGCCUAACUUUAAAAAAAAAAAAACC